Molecule: messenger RNA, 782 nt
Organism: Pelodiscus sinensis (Chinese soft-shelled turtle)
Lineage: Eukaryota; Metazoa; Chordata; Testudines; Trionychidae
Gene: IFNLR1
Product: interferon lambda receptor 1
Biological process (GO): cytokine-mediated signaling pathway
Cellular component (GO): plasma membrane
Molecular function (GO): cytokine receptor activity; protein binding
Source: RefSeq, a predicted model, not a curated record
GUGGCAGUUUCAGCAUGUCUGCAGGGAGCCGGGCAGUGCUGGUGGCUCUCUGCUCCUUCCAGCAGCUCCUAGGCUCCGUGGCUCUGGGACAGCCCGGCGUGCCGCUGCCCCCCCCGCGCAACGUGAAGCUGCUGUCGAAGGACUUUGGCGUGGCUGUGACGUGGCUCCCUGGGGAGGGGUCCCCGCCGGACGUGCUGUACUCUGUGCGCUACCAAACCCUGUAUCACCAAAGCAACUGGAAACAGGUCCGGCACUGCAAAAAUAUUUCCCACGUCACCUGCAACCUGACGUGUGGGCCAGACCCGUACAAUAAAUUCAGCACCCGCGUCAAGGCCCUGGCGGCAGGGCGCCAGUCCCCCUGGGUGGAGUCGAACUCCUUGGAAUAUCAUUUGGAUGUGCACCUGGCUCCGCCGGCGCUGGCAGUGAGCGUGGCAGAAACGACAAUCAACGUGAGCGCUACUUUCCCCCUGGCCUCCUGCGUCAAGAGCGUUUUUAUCGGGCUGAAGUACGACCUGGACUUCUGGAAAGCUGGAACUGGAGACAAGGUGCCGUUCCACGACCGAAUGAAGUGGGAGAACGUCACAAUCAGCACUCUGGCGCUGAGUGGCAACUACUGCCUGAGUGCCAGGGCCUCCUAUCAAGCCAUCCAGCUAAAACACAGCCAGUUCUCCAGGCCACUGUGCAUGCUCCUAACGCCCAGAGCCAAGGGCUGGGAGUUCCUUAUCACCAUGGCUGUCCCAUUGCUCAUCCUGCUCUUCUUCUGCACUGUCGCUGCCUCUGUC